GGCGGAGGCCGGCUCGUCGCACCCGGAGCCGCCGCCAUGCCUCUGCCGCCGCCCGGCCGCCCCCGCCUCAGGCUGGCCCCGCUGCUGGCGCUGCUGCUUCUGGCGGGCCCGGCGCGGCCCAUCUCUUUCCAGCUGCCCGGCAAGGCGCGGAAGUGCCUGCGGGAGGAGAUCCACCGCGACACGCUGGUCACGGGCGAGUACGAGAUCGGCGCCCCGCCGGGCUCCUCCAGCGGCCCCUCCGCCAACCUCAAGAUAACUGACUCAGCGGGGCACAUCCUGUAUGCUAAAGAGGAUGCCACUAAGGGCAAGUUUGCCUUCACCACUGAAGACUAUGACAUGUUUGAGGCCUGCUUUGAGAGCAAGCUUCCUGUGGGAACAGGGAGGAUGCCGGACCAGCUCGUGAUUCUGGAUAUGAAGCAUGGAGUUGAAGCAAAGAACUACGAGGAGAUUGCUAAAGUGGAGAAGUUGAAGCCUCUGGAAGUAGAACUGAGACGCCUGGAGGAUCUUUCAGAGUCCAUUGUUAAUGACUUUGCCUAUAUGAAGAAACGAGAAGAGGAAAUGAGGGACACGAAUGAAUCAACAAACACCCGGGUUCUGUACUUCAGCAUUUUCUCCAUGUGUUGUCUCAUUGGACUGGCCACCUGGCAGGUAUUCUACUUGCGUCGUUUCUUCAAGGCCAAGAAACUGAUUGAGUAAAGGAACAAGUCCUCCUCCCCUCUUCACAGCCCCAGCUGGACACCGCUGGAACCCAGCCAUGUCCUCCCAGAGCCAUCUCACAGAUGACACCCACUGACUGGAGCUAUUCUGCAGGAACUUGAACCCUAAAAGGGGAGGGGAGCAUAAACAUGUGAAGCAACUGGGGACUUCAGAAAUCCUGUUGGAUAUUAAGGGAGGGUGAGCUUGUGAUGGGUUUGGGGAUUCCUGGGGCAGUGAUUAAUAAAAAUGAUUUUUCUAUGACAGCUGCAGCGAGCUCUUGCACUGUCUGUUCUCCUCUUAUAAUCUUGGCUUGAUGAUGUCUCCCAUCUGUCUGUGACUGUAGUGUUAUUCUGAGCCACCUGAUCCAGCUGAGCACAUUAGGUGCCCUGCAGCUAUCACCAGGGCAGUGUUGGGGAUUCCCCCUUCUGACCAGCUGAGAUCUAAGCCUCAUGCGUAUAAAGGUGAGUGCAAAACAAUAGGUUCAUCAUUCCAGCAGGGUCUGAGGUUGGAGGAAGGUCCAAGGUUUGGUCCCUGUUGUGGACCUCAGUGUUUCUCCCUGUGGGAGCUGGAGUUUUUAUGCUGAUGGGUCAAGGCACUUAAGCAUAUGAUGAUUCAGUCUGGAGGAAGGGGGAGCCUUGGAAGGAGGGCUUGGUAAUAUGUUUGAGCUUGGAAAGGAGAAGCCUGCUUUGCUCACAUUGGCUGUCCAGCCUUGGUCCUGUCCUUAGGCCAUGUGUUUGUGUUGGAUUUGCCUCUCUUGUUCCAAAAUGAUGCAGCAGGUUUUCUGAAAGCCAUGGUCAUUGGCAGCCUUUUGUGCAGAGAAGAGGCCUCAGUUAGAUACAGUCACAGAGCAAAUUGGAGCAGGUUAUGCUAAGAAACUUGAUCUUAAAUUGAGCCGGAGACUUUUUUCAUCUAGCAGUGUAAUGUUUAUUCUGCAGGCAGGUGGCUGAACCUCAUUUUCUGAGACAUCAAAGCAAGGUGGGCUGCUGUCACUGUUGUGCGGCACAAAGGCCCAUACCCUACUGUGAGCUCUGAGGAUGCAAGGGUUGCUUUGCAGUUGGCAGAGGAGUUGGAAGGACAUGAAUGAACUUGAAAAGCAGUGCAGAGUAGGAAUAUGCUAAUGCUACAUCUGAGGGGUCUCUGAACUGCGCCCUCUGCAGAACUGCUACUCUGGUACCACGGUGAGAGCAAGCAGCCAUUCAUAGUUUCUCAGCUGUCCAGAUGCAAUUGUGUUGAAUAAGAAAGGCUGAGGAAAAACAGACAGGUUCACUUCCUGGACUUGCAUGCUGCAGAUUUUAGGCAGUGAUUAAAAUUCUUAAGCCUUCUCUGCAUUCCUUCAGAGCAAACGGUUCGGCAGCACAGCUUUCUGGUCUCAGGUGCCUCGACCCUUCUGGCAUGGGAAAAGGUUAUUGUAGCCCUGGGCCCAGCCUACCAUGUUUUAAAAAGGGGGGGAAAAAAAAGCAAAAAAAAAAAAAAGCAUUCAUGUUUUCUAACUUGAAUCUGAUCUGUUACCAGAAGGGAAACAGUUGUCCAGGGUGAGGCUAUGGGAAAGAGGAUGAAAAGAUGACCUACAGUCAUCUAAAUAAGUUAGUGCUUUGUCACUUCUUUGCCAUUGCUGAGAUCCUGGAGUUGUUAGUUCUGCUGGCAAGUGCUUAUAUUGCUUUUAAUUUUUUUUUAAUAAAGCCAUAUUAAGAAUCCAAGUCCACUCCUCUCCCUUUGCAUCCACACUAUCCUUGUACACUUUUGAAAGCUGUUACAGUGCGGGACAGCAGCGAUGCCACAGGACUGAAUUACAAGUCAUUUGAAGGUAGCUUUAGGUCUUACAGUUUGAAGCCUGUAGAUCUGUUAAGGUUUUUUGAUUUUUGUUUUUAUACAAGUUGAAAAGACUGUACACACAAGGGGCUUUCCCUGUCUUUGUCUAUUAUGACAUCCUCUCCCCAUCCUUACCAGAAUACAAAGAUAACCUUUUUCUCAAAAAUGGUGGUGAAGCCUUACGUUCCCCAGGUGACUGUUAUGGUAUCAUUAUAGUGCUGCACGUUAUCCUCACUGUGCUGCUGUGGUUAUGGGGAACAGAUGUGGGGGACUCAUACGGAUUGACCUUGUAAUGACUGGUUGGGGGAUUUUUUUGAUUUUUCUCAAAUAAAAUUUCUUUGGG
Gallus gallus (chicken) is the source of this 2848-nucleotide messenger RNA. It is a transcript of the gene TMED10, whose product is annotated as transmembrane p24 trafficking protein 10. Gene Ontology annotation, cellular component: endoplasmic reticulum; Golgi apparatus; COPI-coated vesicle. NCBI's taxonomy places the organism in Eukaryota, Metazoa, Chordata, Aves, Galliformes, Phasianidae. Gene Ontology annotation, biological process: Golgi organization; endoplasmic reticulum to Golgi vesicle-mediated transport; intracellular protein transport. The record is from RefSeq and is marked validated. The transcript has 5 exons. Bases 37 to 696 code for a protein of 219 amino acids.